AGAGAAAGAGAGAGAGAGAGACAAAAAUGGAGGUUCUUCUCCGAUCGACAAUUCUCUGCAACUAGAGGAAGCAUCCAAAGGGAUCGCAUUGAUCCCAACUUAUAUAUAUAUAUAUAUACACACAUAUAUACUUACAGCUUCUUCUACAUAUAAUUUUGGAUCAUGCUAUCCCUUCGGAUUCCUCCUUUAGGUAGUUCCUUUAAUUUCAACCCCCUCUACCCUCCACCGCACUCCGCCGUCUCGCCGCCCCUCCAUCUCAAACUUUCCGGCAACCCCACUAAAGCUUUUGCAUCUCAACGACUAAAAUGGCGGACAUGGGGAAAGUGGUUUCUUGCCCUACAGUUGCCUCAUGGAAGAAACAGUUCCUCAAAGCCAAACAACACAACAAACUGCUGGUUGUCAAUUUCACUGCAACAUGGUGCCGCCCGUGUCGUGCCAUGGCUCCACUGCUCGACGAUUUAGCAAAGAAAUCGUGCAAUAACGUGACGUUCUUGAAAGUCGACGUUGAUGAACUCAUGAGUGUGGCCAAUGAGUUAGGAGUGGGCGCCCUUCCAUCGUUUCAAUUCUUCAAGAACGGACAGUUGGUGGACAAGUUCGUGGGCGCAAAGAAAGAUGUAUUGCUCAACACCGUGUCCAAACAUACCGCAUGAAGCUGGUCUUCUUAUCAGAGUUUGCUUUUCAUAAAUAAACAACAAUGCUGCAAAGAAACAUGAAAUGUUGUGCAACAAAUUUACACGUUUAUGUUCUAUGGAGACGGUCAGUGAAUCUUUGUCAUGGCUAUCAACCAACCCUCUCUGAAUUAAUAAAUCUUUUGUUCUUCCAAACCAA
Messenger RNA from Cucurbita pepo subsp. pepo (vegetable marrow), 828 nucleotides. Its product is annotated as thioredoxin H4. The record is from RefSeq and is a predicted model, not a curated record. NCBI's taxonomy places the organism in Eukaryota, Viridiplantae, Streptophyta, Magnoliopsida, Cucurbitales, Cucurbitaceae.